GACAUUCGUUGGCGUUGAAUGUGUGAUGGAUUAUGCAUAAAACAUGCAUACAUACAUAUACAUUUACAUUUGGGAUGUAAUUAAAUAGCGAAGGAGAUAAGGCCAUACAUGAAGAGAUGCGAGUGAGAAGAGAGAAAAAUGAGUGCAGGGAGCGUAGAUCUGGUACGAAUGGCUUUACCUGGACUUGGCGGGCUUUCAGAAGCAGAGUCCGCUAAAAAGAUAAGGAAACCCUACACCAUCACCAAGUCUCGAGAGAGCUGGACCGAGCAAGAGCACGACAAAUUCCUCGAGGCCCUUCAAUUAUUUGAUCGUGAUUGGAAAAAAAUUGAAGCUUUUGUAGGAUCGAAGACUGUCAUACAGAUUCGAAGUCAUGCCCAAAAGUACUUUUUGAAGGUCCAAAAGAAUGGUACAAGAGAGCAUGUUCCACCUCCUCGUCCAAAACGCAAGGCAGCUCAUCCAUAUCCACAGAAAGCCUCGAAAAAUGUUCCUUUGCCGCAGCAAGUGUCACCUGCAUUUGCAUCUGCUUCUUCCCAGCAAGAGUCAGGAUAUUCUCAAAGGGCAGAGUCAUCUUCCAUACUUAAGAAAUCUGGCAUCUCCAGUCCAACUGUUUCUUCCUGGGUUCAUCAUACUAUACCUUCAACAAGUGUUAUAUAUGCACAUAAAGAUGAUGUGGGAACGGCAAGCCUUGGAACAGGGAAUAACUGCAGUAGUGGCAGUGCUGAGAGUUCUCCUAGGACAUGGCCACCACAUUCUCAAAUCCCUGAGCAAGGGAGCCAAAGUUUACCAGUUCGAGUGAAACCAGAUUUUUCGCAAGUCUAUCAGUUCAUUGGGAGUGUCUUUGACCCCAACACAACUGGUCACUUGAAGAAGCUUAAAGAAAUGGAUCCAAUUGAUCUUGAAACUGUGUUGUUGCUCAUGAGGAAUCUUUCUGUCAACUUGUCUAGCCCUGAUUUUGAGGAGCAUAAAUCAUUUUUAUCAGUAUAUGACAUGAAUCAUGGACAGGCUGGCCCUUAUGUAGUAAAUCAAAUGGAGGAGCAUGCAAUGGUGCCAGGUACUCCUGCAAACCAGUCAUUGGAUGUUUGGGAUGAUCAUCUCCAAUCUACGCACCUGGGAUCAGUAAAUGUACAAGAGGGAGAAGAUCUCAAUAGUCAACAAAAGAACCAGGAUUUGCCAGGAUCAUCAGACUCUCAAAAUUGUGCCCCUGAUGGUGAUGCUGUUACCGUUGACUGACAUCACAGGUCCUCAUCUUUAGGAUGAUUCUAAGGGAUUUAAUGAUGUCCGUUCCAAGUAAUUACAGAUAAUAGUUAGAAUACCCAUCUGGAGUGUUUGACUACUUAACAGGCUUGUCUCUGCACAAGACAAGUUUUGCUGAGUUAAUAUUGAGAUCCAGACCAACUAACGAAAUUGGCAUCAAAAUUAUAAUUAAAAUUCAUAUCUAUCAGGCCGUUUGUAGUCAACAUACCAAUUUUCUUUUGGAGUUUUAUGGCAGUCAAGUAUGUCUUCAGCUGGUUGAAAUUCUCAUUUCCAAGCUAUGUGAUUAUGCUGUUGAUGUAUCCAUGAAAAAGUGAAGUCUAAAUAAGCGCUUAUGCAUUCAUGUCGUUUGUUCGUUUCC
This is a messenger RNA of Cryptomeria japonica (Japanese cedar), 1612 nucleotides long. Its product is annotated as protein REVEILLE 6. The coding region runs from base 139 to 1230 and encodes 363 amino acids. Gene Ontology annotation, molecular function: DNA binding. The record is from RefSeq and is a predicted model, not a curated record. The transcript has 10 exons. NCBI's taxonomy places the organism in Eukaryota, Viridiplantae, Streptophyta, Pinopsida, Cupressales, Cupressaceae.